GGCGGGGAACGCCGUUCCAAAAGCUGUUGGUUAAUUGUCAAUUAUUCUUUUUUUCAUCCUUUCCCAUUUGUCGUGAAUCAAGAACCACUCGUCAAUACGAGGCUCACUUUCCAUUAUCGACCGAAAUGGAGUGAUCCUUCUUCUAGAUGACAUUGAAUAUUCUAGGAAACGGCGUUCAAUCGUUCUUCUCACCUUCUUUAUCGUGAACGUUAACGCCUGUGUGCCUACAUGAUUGGCAUGUUCCCGUCAUAAUUGCGACCUUUUGUCAUCUUCUACAUUUCAAUCAUUGUCAUCGAUAUACCAUUCACCACCACCGCUGCGUGAUGACUUUAUAUAUCUUCGGUGGACAUUCCAACAAUUAGAUAUCAUUAGACUCAUGAGAUUACUCAGACACUGAACAUCCAACACGCCUUGGAGACCAACAGUACAGUCUUCGAAUACCAACAUCAAAGAUGACCAUGUCACGCGCAAGUUUUACGAAAAUUGGCCGGCUGGCCGCCGGAAGCGUCGCGAUUAUGACGCGUCGCGCGGCCGCCUUCAACACCGGCCGCCUUGUCAUCUCCGUCCGAGCUCAUACCCUCCCCCGCCAAUUUAUUCCUUCGCGUCCGUUCUCUACCACUUUGCGCCUCGCGAAGCCUUCUCCUCCACCGGCAACGGCGAAGAAAGCCGCACCUCUCACCGACAACCAGUAUCAUGAACUAGCCAAUGAAUACCUUGAGGCGGUUUUGGAGAAGUACGAGGAAUUGCAAGACGAGAAUGGCGACAUUGAUGUUGAGUUCAGUGCUGGCGUUAUGACCGUUAAGAUCCCCAACGUCGGCACCUAUGUCCUCAACAAGCAGCCGCCCAACAAGCAGAUCUGGUUGGCGUCUCCCGUGACCGGCCCGAAGCGAUACGAUUAUGUCAUCAGCGAAAGCCAAGGUCAGAAGCAAGACACUGGCAAGGGAGAAUGGGUCUACCUUCGAGACGGUUCGACGUUGAGUGAGCUUCUGCUCCAGGAGACGGGCAUUGUGGUCGAUGGUCCAUCCUAGUAAGAUGAUUGUUGUUCUUCAAGCACAAAAAAGCCAAGUCUUAUCUUGGGAUCUUUUUGUUGAGAAUGUGUAACUUCUUCUUUCUGUUAAUGCGUGAUGUGACCACGAUACGAUAUUCAUGAGACAGCAAUGUCCUUUCUGGCUGGGAGUGUAACUGUACCAUAGGCGGCAUUUUGCAUGGCUAGGACUGGGGCUUGGGAGGAGGGACUGUUCCCAAGAUUGCUUGCUUGCUAUACCACUCUAAUAACCAUGCUCUAUAGAUAUGAGAAUCCAAUUCUUUCCAAAGCUA
Hypoxylon fragiforme is the source of this 1317-nucleotide messenger RNA. RefSeq names its product Frataxin. The transcript is spliced from 2 exons. Gene Ontology annotation, biological process: intracellular iron ion homeostasis; iron incorporation into metallo-sulfur cluster. Gene Ontology annotation, cellular component: mitochondrion. Lineage: Eukaryota; Fungi; Ascomycota; Sordariomycetes; Xylariales; Hypoxylaceae. The record is from RefSeq and is a predicted model, not a curated record. Bases 453 to 1028 code for a protein of 191 amino acids. Gene Ontology annotation, molecular function: ferroxidase activity; ferrous iron binding; ferric iron binding.